Messenger RNA from Anarrhichthys ocellatus (wolf-eel), 11664 nucleotides. RefSeq names its product EP300 lysine acetyltransferase a (gene ep300a). Bases 422 to 9088 code for a protein of 2888 amino acids. The transcript is spliced from 32 exons. Gene Ontology annotation, molecular function: zinc ion binding; protein binding; histone acetyltransferase activity. Gene Ontology annotation, biological process: positive regulation of transcription by RNA polymerase II. Gene Ontology annotation, cellular component: nucleus; histone acetyltransferase complex; transcription regulator complex. The record is from RefSeq and is a predicted model, not a curated record. NCBI's taxonomy places the organism in Eukaryota, Metazoa, Chordata, Actinopteri, Perciformes, Anarhichadidae.
CUGCCCGACAUUGUCUCCAUCCAGACUCCGCUGGAAAGGAGGUUGAAAUGACGGAUGUAACCAUGGGAGAGAGAACCGGGGACAGUUUAUUUACAUCCAAAGAGGCUGUGUAAGUUAAGAGGGAAGCCGUUGCGUGUGUCUCCCUCUUUACUUUCACCGACCCCCUCCUCCUCCGCUGGCAGAAAUUUAUAAAGAACAAAAAAUCCGACGAGGGAGGGAGGGGGGUUGAUAUACGCCGAGGCUGAAAUCGAGAGGCGAACCCAGGGAAAGAGGAGUAAUUUGUACACGGGACUUUCCCCCUCUUAGUCCCCCAAAAGGAGGGGGAAAAGUCGCAAUAUUGGAAACGAAAAGGAACGAGCUUCUAAGGGCGUGAAAACGUCUGCAAUUGUGGAUACUUUAUAUAUUUUUAUUUCGAAAAAAUAUGGCCGAGAACGUUCUGGACUCUGGCCCGCCUUCAGCCAAGAGGCCUAAACUCUCGUCUCCGGCACUUUCCGCCUCCGCCAGCGAUGGAAAUGAUUUCGGCUCACUGUUUGACUUGGAGCAUGAUCUCCCAGACGAGCUCAUCAGCUCUAAUGAAUCAGGCCUGGUCAAUGGUGGGGACCUCAGCCAGUUGCACACUACUCUGGGAGGGGGACCUGCAGGGCUGGGUCCUGGAGGAGGCAGUGGAGGGCCAGGAGGAAUGGGACUUGGACUUGGUGGAGGCCAGGAUGCGGUGGCCAAGCACAAACAACUGUCCGAGCUUUUGCGUUCAGGGGCACCCACUUCGUCCCAACAAGGGCACCAAGGAGCCAUGGGCAGCCCGGGAGGCCCCAGCGCCAUGGGGCAACACUUGGCGAACAUGAAGGGAUCUCCUGGCCAGGGGCCUCCGCAGAUGAUGGUCCAGGGGCAGCAGCACCUCUCCCCUCAGCAGCAGGCCAACAUGAUGCAGCAGCAACAGAAUGCUGCAGCUGGAAUGAUGGGUGGCAUGAACAGGGCCAUGAUGGGAGCGCAGCAGAAAGGCAAUAACGGACAGCAGCAGCCAGGCAUGAUUGGGAGCCAGGUGAUGAAUGGCUCCCCCAGGAUGGGCUUUGGGAAUCAGGGGAUGGGUGGCAACAGCAACCUGUUGGCUGAGACCCUACAGCAGCAGGGAGCUGGGGGCCAGGCCGGGAUGAGAGGCCAGCAACCGGGAGCAAUGAACAAGAUGGGGAUGAUGGGGAACCCAGGGGGCCCUUUUGGAGGUCCAUAUAUGGGGCAGGGGAAUCAAGGUCUGGGAGGCGCAGGGCUGGGCCCUCAGCUGCAGAACAAAGGUCCUCUGGGCAACAGCCUGGCCCAGUUCAACGUGGACAAGAAGAACCAGCCCAUGCAAGGAAUGGCCGCCAUGGGCUCCCAGCAAUCACAAACAGGUGUGGGCGGUCCCUCUGGUGCACCUGUGGGAGGAGCCCCGGGGAUGCUGCCCAACACUCAGGCAGGUCUGGUUGGUCCCGGCGCCCAGGUCUCGGCAGCAUCCGCUGCUGCCGGAGCACCACCCACGGCUGACCCGGAGAAGCGCAAGCUAAUCCAGCAGCAACUGGUGCUCCUGCUCCAUGCUCACAAGUGCCAGCGGCGGGAGCAGGCCAACGGGGAAGUCCGGCAGUGCAACCUGCCCCACUGCCGCACCAUGAAGAACGUCCUCAACCACAUGACUCACUGCCAGGCCGGCAAGUCCUGUCAGGUUCCUCACUGUGCAUCAUCGAGGCAGAUCAUCUCCCAUUGGAAGAACUGCACGCGACACGACUGUCCUGUCUGCCUGCCACUGAAGAAUGCUGGAGACAAGAGGAACCCGCAGUGUGAGUCUCUACUCAGUGCAGCCGCUGCAGGUCUGGGCAGCUCUCUUGGGGCGGUACCUGGUGGCCAACCAAGUACUCCCAACCUCAACCCGCCGAGCCAGAUCGACCCCAGCUCCAUAGAACGAGCCUACGCAGCCCUGGGCCUCACCUACCAGGGCAACCAGAUCCAGGCCGCGACUGCCCAGCCCAAUAUGUCCAACCAAGGUUUGCAAGGCCCGGCUGGCAUGAGGACUUUGAACCCAAUGGGUACGAAUCCUAUGGGAGUCAAUGGAGGUGUGGGGGGUUCCCCUCAGAGCCAGCAAGCCAGCCUGCUGCAGGAUACCAUGAUGCACCUCAAUGUGAACACCCAAGGUCUGUUGAAUGAUGCCAGUGGGGUGGGGUCCAUGCCCACAGCAGGCCCUCCCUCUUCCUCAGGCAUGAGGAAAAGCUGGCACGAGGACAUCACGCAGGACCUACGAAACCACUUGGUACACAAACUUGUUCAGGCCAUCUUUCCAACUCCAGAUCCCGCUGCCCUCAAGGACCGUCGAAUGGAGAACCUGGUGGCCUACGCCAGAAAGGUUGAGGGAGACAUGUACGAGUCGGCCAACAGUAGAGCUGAGUACUAUCACCUGCUAGCGGAGAAGAUCUAUAAGAUCCAGAAGGAGUUGGAGGAGAAGAGGAGGACCCGGCUCCAGAAGCAGGGUCUGGGCAUCGGUCCUGCCGGUAUGGGCCAGUCCCCCACUGGACUGCCUCCAAACGGUCCCCUCCCUGACCCAUCAAUGGUGCGACCAGCUGGACCAAAUCAGAUGGUCAACAGGAUGCAAGGCCCAGGUAUGAAUCAGUUCAAUCAGAUGGGGAUGCAGUCUAUGGGCCAGAGGUCUACGCCUCCUCUCCCCAUAGGAGCAUCUGGUAACCAGAUGGGAAUGGUCGGACCCAGGAUGGGGCAGUCUAACGUCAACCAGCUGCAGAACCAGUAUCUGUCCCAGGGACAGUUUCCUGGCUCAGGACAAGGAGUUGGGACACCUCAGCCCGGGAUGGCCCAACCUGGAGCACAGACAGGCAUGCCACAGACGCAGAUGGGCACUCCUCCCUCUCUUCCAGUUGCUAGUCCUCUAUCACAGCCAAGUUCAGCCGGUGGACCCAGUGGUGUCUCCGCAAUGGGGCCCAUGGGUCCUCAGAGCGUGGGUGGCGGAGGUCCCAACUCGGCUGCUUCCUCGAUGACUCCACCUAACGCAAGUCAGCAACCCAACUCCAUCCCCCAUUUGGCAGCCAUGCGUGGCUCACCCUCCCCUGCUCACAGUCGAUCUCCCACUCCUCACCAAACGCCCCCCAGACUAGCCGGGUCCCAGACCCCACAGCCGCACACCCCUAAUGCACCACAGCUGGGUCCACCUUCAGCCCCCCAGCAGAACCAGCUCAGCCAGGGACCCGGCUCCAACAAGCCUCUCCAGCAGCAGCACAUGGGUUCUGGUUCGACCACUCCAUCUCACCCUGGGUUGGCCUCCGGUUCAACGCCGCAUGGUGCUCAGCUGCCACGCACUCCGUUGUCCCAAAAGGGUUCAUUUCCAGCGGACAGUCAGGCGCUUACUCCAGCCUCUGUCAGCAGCCUGGAUGCUUCCUCCCAGCAGCCACAGUCGAACGCUUCAACCGCCAACCUCGACUCGAAGAUGGAGAUCAAGCAGCAGGACGAUGAGGACGAGAGCGACACCGGCAGCUGCUCCAAAGGAGGAAAGCUCAGUAACAUCAAGAUGGAGGAAAAGCCUGUGAAGUUAGAGGUGAAAAAGGAGGAGUGCUCCGGAGAGGGAGGUAAAGGGCUUCCCAUGGAAACAUCAACGACGAUGCCGACGGCGAGCGUCAAGAUGGAAGACAGGAAACCGGAGGUAAAGAAGGAGGUGAAGGAGGAAGAGGAGACGUCGGACUCGUCUACAACACAGGCGCCAGUGAAAAAGAAGAUCUUCAAACCAGAGGAGCUUCGUCAGGCCUUGAUGCCCACCCUCGAAUCUCUCUACCGACAAGAUCCAGAGUCUCUGCCCUUCAGAAUGCCCGUAGACCCACAACUGCUGUGCAUACCUGACUACUUUGAUAUUGUGAAGACCCCCAUGGACUUGUCUACUAUCAAACGAAAGCUGGAUACAGGUCAGUACCAGGAGCCCUGGCAGUAUGUGGACGACAUCUGGCUGAUGUUCAACAACGCCUGGCUGUACAACCGCAAAACAUCCAGAGUCUACAAGUACUGCUCCAAGCUGGCCGAGGUGUUCGAGCAGGAGAUCGACCCCGUCAUGCAGAGCCUCGGCUACUGUUGUGGGAGGAAGCUGGAGUUCUCUCCUCAGACACUGUGCUGCUAUGGAAAGCAGCUGUGCACUAUUCCCAGAGAUGCUGCUUACUUCAGCUACCAGAACAGUUCACCAAAAUUUGGGCUUGUUGCUGACAGGUACCACUUCUGCGAAAAGUGUUUCAACGAGAUCCAGGGUGAGACGGUUUCCUUGGGCGACGACCCCACCCAGCAGCAGACGUGUGUGUCUCCCUUUGUGCGAGCCGGGAGAGCAAACAGUUUUCUGACUGACACCAACAAAUACGGAUUGCCGAUGAAUAUUUCGUUAGAUAAAUACACGUUAUCGAUAAACAAGGAACAGUUUGAGAAGAAGAAGAAUGACUCGCUGGACCCUGAAUUGCUUGUUGAAUGUAUGGACUGUGGGCGCAGGAUGCAUCAGAUCUGUGUCUUGCACCAUGAAACAAUCUGGCCAUCGGGAUUUGUAUGUGAUGGCUGCUUAAAGAAGACGAAUAAGACCAGGAAAGAGAACAAGUAUUCUGCCAAAAGGUUGCCCCAGACAAAGUUGGGCAGUUACCUGGAGAUACGGGUGAAUGACUUCCUGAAACGUCAGACCCACACGGGCGCUGGAGAAGUCUUCAUUCGCGUCGUCCACGUCUCUGACAAAGUGGUGGAGGUCAAACCAGGCAUGAAGUCCAGAUUUGUGGACAGCGGAGAGAUGUCGGAGUCCUUUCCAUACAGAACGAAAGCCCUUUUUGCAUUCGAGGACAUUGACGGAGCAGACGUCUGCUUCUUUGGUAUGCACGUCCAAGAGUACGGAUCUGACUGCCCUCAGCCCAACCAGAGGCGAGUAUACAUCUCCUACCUGGACAGUGUACACUUCUUCCGGCCUCGCGGUUUAAGAACGGCAGUCUACCAUGAAGUCCUCAUUGGCUACUUGGAAUAUGUCAGGAAGUUGGGCUACACCACUGGGCACAUCUGGGCCUGCCCACCAAGCGAAGGGGACGACUACAUCUUCCACUGUCACCCUGCAGAUCAGAAGAUCCCAAAGCCCAAACGCCUCCAAGAGUGGUACAAGAAGAUGCUAGACAAGGCUGUGGCAGAGCGGAUAGUGCACGAUUUCAAGGAUGUCUUCAAGCAGGCGACAGAUGAUCGAUUGACCAGUGCCAAGGACCUACCUUACUUUGAGGGAGACUUUUGGCCCAAUGUGUUGGAGGAGAGCAUCAAAGAGCUGGAGCAAGAGGAGGAGGAGAGGAAAAGAGAGGAGAACAGCACGUCCAAUGAGAGUAUUGAUGACACAAAAGGUGACAGUAAAAAUGCAAAGAAGAAGAACAACAAGAAGACGAGUAAGAACAAGAGCAGUCUGAGCCGAGCCAAUAAGAAGAAGCCAGGGAUGCCCAAUGUCUCCAAUGACCUUUCGCAGAAACUCUAUGCCACUAUGGAAAAACACAAAGAGGUGUUCUUCGUGAUCCGGCUGAUCGCAGCACCCAUGGCAAAUGCAUUGCCCCCUAUUUCGGACCCGGAUCCCCUGAUGGCAUGUGACCUCAUGGACGGCCGUGACGCUUUCCUGACAUUGGCCCGGGACAAGCACCUGGAGUUCAGCUCACUGAGGCGGUCCAUGUGGAGCUCCAUGUGCAUGUUGGUGGAGUUGCAUAACCAAAGCCAGGACCGCUUCGUCUACACUUGUAAUGAGUGCAAGCACCACGUGGAGACUCGUUUCCACUGUACCGUCUGUGAGGAUUACGACCUCUGCAUCACGUGUUACAACACUAAGGGCCACGUGCACAAGAUGGAGAAGUUAGGCCUUGGUUUGGAUGAUGAGAGCAGCAACCAGACUGCCGCAACCACCCAGAGCCCCGGAGACUCCCGUCGCCUCAGCAUCCAGCGCUGCAUCCAGUCCCUCGUCCACGCCUGCCAGUGUCGAAACGCAAACUGCUCUCUGCCGUCCUGCCAGAAGAUGAAGCGCGUUGUUCAGCACACCAAAAGCUGCAAGAGGAAAACGAACGGUGGCUGUCCCAUCUGCAAGCAGCUCAUCGCCUUGUGUUGCUACCACGCUAAGCACUGUCAGGAGAACAAGUGCCCGGUUCCGUUCUGCCUGAACAUCAAGCACAAGCUCCGCCAGCAGCAGCUGCAGCACAGACUCCAGCAAGCCCAGAUGCUACGGAGGAGGAUGGCCAGCAUGCAGAGGGUGGGCCAGCCUGCUCCGGGAGGAGCUCCUGGGGGAAAUGGCCUGCCUUCUCCGGGACCCAAUACGGCUCCUGGUACCCCUACGUCUGUGGGCACGCAGCCGCCUACGCCACAAACGCCCACCCAGCUGAACAUGCCUGCCCUUUCUCAGCAGCAAGGAGUUGGGAUGGGUGGGAUGGGAGGAAUGGGAUCACCAGGCCAGCAACAGCAGGUUCAGCAACAAGGUGGUGCCAUGCCCCCUCAACACCAUCUGCAUCAGUUUCAGCAGGUGGGAGGAGCAGGUGGAGGGGGGAUGAUGAACUCUCCUCAGCAGCAGAUGGUGCCUCAGCUCCAGCAGCAGCCUCCCAAUGUCCAGCAGCAGCACCCUGGUAGUUUGCCUCCAUACAACCCCAGACCGCCUGGGGCUUCCCCUCUCCAUCAGUCGCUGGGCAAACCUGGCCUGGGUCCAGCCACCCCACCGCAGCAGCAACAACCCAACCAGGGCCAGGGGCCCAUGCCUGGUCAAGGCCAGCAGCAAGGGCCCCCUCUGGCUGCUGUAGAGACGGCCCUAAAGAUCCAGCGCCUGGCAGAGACCCAAAGACAGAUGGCUCAGGUCCAGGCUCAAGCCCAGAUACGUGGCUUGGGACAGGGGGGCAUGAUACCCCAACAUCCCCACCACCAGAACACCCAGGCCCAGAUGGGCAUGCCCCACAUUGGGGCCCAGGGCAUGUCCCCCCAGGCUCAGGGAGUUGUUGGCAGGACUAUGUUAGACCCACAGCAACAGGGAAUGCUAGCGGGGAUGCAGCAAGGCGGCCCUCAGUCGCAGUUGCCACCUCAAGUCCAGCAGCAGCUCCAGCAAGUCCAGCAGGGAGGUGGUGGACAACUUCAGCAAGCAAACCAGCAGUGGGGUGCUAGCGGUCCAGCCAUGAACCCACAACAAAGACCAGGCAUGAUGGCUCACAUGGCACCACAACAGCAGCCAGGAGUUGCUCAGCAGCAGCAGCAGCAGCAAAUGAAUCAGCAGCAGCCGCAACCAGGAAACCGUGGGAUGAUGCAAGUAAUGGGUGUACCAGGAGGGGCAGCAGGGGCACCGAAUUCAUUAGCAGCUGCAGCUGCGUCAGGAAGUCUUCCCCAGGCAGCACUACAAGACCUCCUGAGAACGCUGCGCUCUCCAAGCUCACCCCUUCAACAGCAGCAAGUCCUCAACAUCCUUCGUUCCAACCCGACCCUCAUGGCUGCUUUUAUCAGGCAGAGAGCAGCCAGGUAUCAAGGUGGUCCGGGUAACCCUGGAGGAGGAGGAGGGCCUCCACAAGGGGGCCCUGGAGGUGUGAGGUUCCAAGGGGCUGCUGGAGCUGGAGUGCUGCCUGGUGUAGGAGGGCCUGGGGUUAACCAACUUGCUAACAUGGAUGGACAACAGCAGGUCAACGUGAGCCAGCCAGGGAUGAACAUUGCUCAAGGUGGAGCAGGGGGAGGGAAUAUGCCCACCAUGGCUCAGCUUCAGCAGUUACAACAACAGCAGCAGCAGCAGCAGCAACAGCAGCAACAACAACAGCGCCCAAUGUUGCCUGGCAAUCUACAACAACAGCAAAUGGCUGCAUUACAGCAGCAGCAGCAGCAACAACAACAACAACAACAACAGCAACAGCAGGGAGCAAUGCAAACAGGGCAACAAGGCAGCAUUACCAAUAUGACUCCGCAGUUCAGAGAGCUGUUGAUGAGAAGACACCUGCAGCAGCAGCAGCAGCAACGACAGCAGCAGCAGCAGCAGCAGCAACAACAACAACAACAACAACAACAACAACAGAUGGGAAACCACGGGCAGUUCCAGCAACCUCAAGGACUCCAACAGCAGCAAGGCCAGCAAGGUUUCAUGCAGCCUGGCCAGGGACAGCCAGGGAUGCCCCCCUCGUCCCAACCCCAGCCUGGGGGUGGAGGCGUGGGGGGUCCCCAGCAGCAGCAGGGAGGACCACAGGCUGGGCCGGGACAGCUAGUCCCGCAGCAAGGCUACUCCAACUCCAUGUCACAAGUAGCUGCAGCGCUCCAUCAAAGGCUCCAGCAUCAGAUGCAGAUGCAGCAGCAGCAGCAGCAGCAGCAGCAGCAACAAAAUUCAAUGGGUGGGCUUCAAGGACAAGACGGAGGGCCCGGUGGAGGCACGGGAAUACCAGGAGGGCCUCCGCUCCAGCCUGGACAAGGCGGACCAGGGCAGGGGCAGCAACAGCAAGGUGGUGGAGGGGGUGGCGGGCCCCCACCGCCACAGACGCCCCAAAGCAUGCUUCACCAGAACAUCCACCAGAGGCUCCUGCAGCAGCAGCAGCAGCAUCUUGGUGGGGGCUCUCCAGCCCAGCACAGCAGUCCCAUGAGUCCCCAGCAGCAGAUGGCGCAGUCCCCCCACCCCCACCACCAAGGACAAGGAGGACUAGGUCCAGCAGGGUCGCUCAGCAGUCAGGUCAGGUCGCCGCAGCCUUCGCCAAGGCCGCAGUCGCAGCCUCCGCACUCCAGCCCGUCCCCACGCAUGCAGCCCUCCUCCCAACCUCAGCCCUCACCUCACCGCAUCUCCCCGCAAACCGGCUCGCCCCACCCGGGCCAUCUAGGCCAACAUCACCCCAGUAUGGCGCCACCCCAGCCCCCACAACCCCAACAGCAAGCAUUGUCUCAGCAGCAGCCGGGUAGUUCGGUAGAUCCCGGUCAGUUCAGCUCGGACCAGAACUCCAUUAUGUCUCAGCUGAGUGGGAUGACGGGGAUGCAUGGCGGGCCGGGAGGUCAGUCGGACAUGUUGGGUGGGAAUAACAACAACAGCAGCAGCAGCAGCAGCAACAACCAGGAGCUUGGAACGAACCCUAACCACAACAGUUUAGACCAUAUGUAGCCUUGACUCCAUACUGUCUCUCUGUCUUGAUGCUCUGAUCAGUUGCCCCCAAAUGACAAACUGCCAUGAAAGGAGAGCGAGGCGGGACUACUGCUUUUGGGGUUUUAGAAGUUUUUAUUUUUUAUUUAAAUAUUUUUGUGAUGUAUAAAUAAGAACUGAAGCUUCCUUCCUAUGGGAGAUGCAACAUAAAUCUUAGAAGUCAAUAAAUGAAUAAAUUAAAACAAUGGUAAGUUAUUGCUGUUAAUAUAUAUCUAUAUAUUUUUGCCAAUUGUGUACAAAAAGGUGGAAGGGCAGUGUUUCAGGUUGAAGAUAUUUCUUCCUUAGUCUAUGACACAAUAUUUUUGGGGACUGAGAAUUUUGCCUUUUUAUGAAUAUUUUUAAGAUUUUAAAUGUGGCUAAAAAUUAAAGUUGACACGAUGUACCUUUUUUAUUGUUUUGUUUUCCUCCUCAAAUACCCAGUCAUAAUUGUAUCUAUAUUGCAGAGAGUAAGUAUAUUUUAUUUCUGAAUUUAUUGUUUUUUUUUCUUCCCUUAAUGGAUCGUCAUACAAGCAUCAACAUAUCUUCUGUUGCAGGAAUCCAUUUUCACAUCGAUGUACAUUUUACAGCGACUGCAACAAUUCAUAUAUAUAGAAUUUAUUUUAUAUGAUGGGUGGGUGGGUGCGUUAAAUGCAGUUUGAUUUUGACAGGUUUCCUAGUUAGUUUUCUUCUUGUUUGUUUGUUUUUCACCAGGUUUCUAGGUUUGAAUUAAACCUCAGUGUUUUUGAGGGAGUGGGACACUGACUGUGGGUUUGGUUCUAUGUUUUCUGCAACAACAAAAAAAAUGGCCAGAUCCGCAGAACAAAUCCUUGCACCCAUGGGCCACCUCUCCACCCUCCAUGUCCUAUGAAUGUGCACCACACCUUCCUUAUCCUGACUCUCCCCCCCCCACCCCCGAUGAACUGUUGAUGUCCACUCUUCUCGCUGUCAAGAGGAAUAUUGUGCCACUGUUGCCGAUAUUCAGAGGUUGCGCGUGUACAUAAUAUUACAGCCUUGUUUAUGAACUGUGACGUGGAGAAGAGGUCGAUAAAGUUGUCUGUGUUUUGGGCUGCAGAGGUUUCAGAAAGAUCCAGCCUGUAUCCCACCCCAAUGGUUUCUCUUUCAGUACUUUUGUUCCUCAUCCUCAUGACUGUCCCGCAACCACAGGAUUUAACUCAAUGUUAGUACUGUACAAAGUAAGAGAUGGUGGACUUAGAUACUGUUUUUGUAAUGAAAGUUAAACAUGUAAAAAAACAAACGACUGUACAUACUUUAAGUACCUUACGAGCAGAUCAAUUAUUUUCUGCUGCUUGUUUCCCCCUCUUGUUUGAUUGGAUAUUUGCUGUAUCUGUUAAAAAAAAAAAAAAAAAAAAGACAAAAAAACAACUACAAAAGUACUCCUGAGCUACUGUACAGUAUUGAGAUUCUUUUCUAAAAGGUACAGUGUAGGGUGUGGUAGGUCACAAGCACCAAUGCGCCUUUUCUGUGUAUUUUUGACAAGGUUUUCGGGAGGGAGGGGUUAUCGCAACAAGUCACACACCUGAACAAUCUGAAAAGUUAAGACGUGAACCUGCACGAUGUUGGGAGACGAGACCAGGUUGAUUUAGAGGUGUGAUCUGAAAGAGUUUAAAUUUGGUCAUUUAGCUUUUUAUGGAGAGGACACAAUAUUCACAUGCUCACUAUUUUUCUCAAAAGGUUGGGCUUGCUGGGUAUGGGGGAGGGGACGCAUCAGAACCAGGUGGCAAUAUAUCUCGAGACUUAUUUUAUAAGAAAAAAACAAGGAAAAACUGUCUUUUAUAUAUAGAUAUAUUAUUUAAUUUUAUUUUUUGGAAAUAAAACUUGAAGCUACAGGAAUUAUUAGAUAAAAACAUGUUUUUGUUUUGUAUUAAAGAUGUUAUGGUGAUGCAAAAAGACACUGCAGACAGUCGUUCAGUUUGCCCUGGGGGAGGCCGGGGAGUAUAUUAUACCAUCCUUUUUCAGAAGUGUUUCAUGUACAUGAAUAUAGUUGUAAACAUACUGAAUCACUGUACAAACUGAUGGCAACUGAACAAAUAGUUUUGUUUUUAAUCAUUUCUUCUCCCAAAAAGAGACUGGAAAUAAGACUAUUUAAAUAUUUGUUUAGUAUUCAAAUGGAAUCUUUGACCACUUUUUCGUUCCUCUUGUUAACAAUUUUUGGUGCUUGCUGAGAGAAAGCAAAAAUAACUAUUGCUCCAUUUUCAUUAGUUUCUUUUUUUUGUUUUUUUUUCUUAAGUUAUUUUGGUGGUCUGAUUGUUUUUUUGCCAAUAAAUUAAUUGUACAAUAAAGUAUGUUUGUACCAUUGGAAAAAUACUCAAUUGUUGCUUUGUUUUUCACUUUUUCGUACGAUAUUUUCUGCAGACGAAUAAAUGAAUAUAUAACACACAUCUGAGCACCGCUUGAUGGAAAUUCAUGGUAUUUGUAAUUUAAGUUUUACAUUUUCUUAUUAUGCAAUUAGUUUGAAUUACAACUGUGUUUACCUCACCCUUCCACUAAUAUCUCCAAAUAUAUUAUAACUCAUUUUUGACACACACGACUGCAUUAGU